This is a messenger RNA of Brassica oleracea var. oleracea, 1333 nucleotides long. RefSeq lists its product as uncharacterized. Lineage: Eukaryota; Viridiplantae; Streptophyta; Magnoliopsida; Brassicales; Brassicaceae. The record is from RefSeq and is a predicted model, not a curated record. Bases 112 to 1194 code for a protein of 360 amino acids. The transcript is spliced from 3 exons.
AAGCUUAUAUAACUUUUUGUAACAUUUUUUUUAGCCAAGCCUAUAUUCCUUUCUUAAAACGAAGAGGAGGCUCCAUCUUAGUUUAGGGUUUCGUGGUGGUAUCUUUCAAUAAUGCCUCGGCUUCUCUUCAAGCUCUCUCCCCUCAUUUACAAGAGCGGGAGCGUCCGUACGUUUUCAUCGUCCACGACCGGCCCGUAUACUCCGAUGUGCAUGAUUAUGUCUCCCUCGCCUAACGGAAACGUUGGAGAAGCCCUGCUGUUCAACGUGGACAGUUGUGAGUUAGUUAGAUCUCCAGAGAAAGCAUUUCCCAAAGAGCUUUAUAACGCUACAUUGGUCGGAACCUCCCGUGGAUGGGGCAUGUUCUCCAAUAGGCUAUACCGCUCAGCAGUUAUCAGCGACUUUCUGAACCCAUAUGCUUCCAAGUCAGAACCAAAGGUGAUUCCUCUGCCUCCAUUCACUACAAUACCCACUUACCAAACCGAAGUGGUGUGCAACAUGGCCAUGUCCUCUUCUCCUGAGCCAUACGACAAAGACAGGGUCGUUGGCAUCAAGUUCUUGGGUAAACAGCUAAGUUUCUGCAGACCCCAUCUUGAUCUGCGAUGGACUAACAUCCCAACACCUUUUGAGUCAUGGGAUACCUCAAAACUAAUGUAUUCCAAGAAAGACCAACGGUUCAACUUGCUUGCUCCUGGAGGCAACUACUUAUGCUCUUGGGAUCACGACUUCAAUAAAGACAAGAAGCCUAAGUUCCAUGAGUUGGUGUUGCACAACCUUCCAAGCAUGCCACGCGAACAACAGAAACGGCUGGAUUCUAAUUGCAGGGAGGAUCACUGGGUGGAGUCACCUUCCGGCGAAUCUUUCCUUGUCAAAUGGUUCUCAGAAUACACUCCUGAAGGGUGCAAAGUACCGAUGGUGAUGGUGUUUAGAGAGGAGGAUACAAAAGAUGGGAGGAAAAACAUGCACUACACUGACGACAUUGGAGAUAUGUGCAUUUUCAUCUCGAAAAGUGAGGACUUCUGCGUUAAGGCGAGCUCUUUCCGUGGCCUCAACCCUAACUCCAUCUUUUUAAAUGGACGUUUGUUUGUGUCGCUCAAUAUGAGUAAGUUUAGCUGCCGUCUCUAUGAAUAUCCAGAAGAUACACCAUACACGAUUCCUUACUCCCCCUACUGGCUUCCUCCGUUUUCUAGCUAUUAGGUGUGGUUGGUUGUGUCAUGUUGACCGGUUUGGAUUAGAUCAUCGAAUAUAUCAUGUUUACAAGAAUAUUACGUUGAUCAAAAUUCAAAACCCACAUCUAGUUUUAAGAGCAUGUUUAUCGAAUAUAUCAUGACACGUA